AUGUUCUCGCGCAUGCGUAUUGUUGAUGACGGGCUAGCUUUGUUAGCCGAGUAGACUGGUUGAUUUUCUCCCUCAAACCUUUUAAGUUACUGCCAGAUUUUAAGUCAUUAAGCUCGCCUGCUGUUGCCAAGCCUUCGUUAUUCCACCAUGCUACAGUUCCUGGCUGGCUUUACCUUGGGAAAUGUUGUGGGGAUGUACCUGGCUCAAAACUAUGAUGUUCCCAACAUAGCCAAGAAAAUUGAAGCCUUUAAGAAAGAUGUGGAGGCCAAGAAGAAGCCCCCAGAGUGAGCAGAGCGGGACCAUGUUGCAACAAAGAACUCUCGAGAGAAACUAUUUAUUUUACACUGUUAUGGUAUAAAGAGGGUACAUAUGAUGAAAGGACUGACUAUGUAAAAAUAUGUAUGAGAAUAUUAAGUGCCUGGAACCACAUUUGUUUCUUCCCUUAGCUUUAUAGGUAUGUUGUUGUUGUAGCCUAUUUUUAUAAGGAACUGUGCAAAGGCUGGAUUUAAAGAAUAUUACAGAUAACUAGUGGGAUCACUUAAGUCCAGUAUCAUGGCACUGUAGGCUCGCAUUUUCUUUAACUUACACAUCAGGUGUAAAUAUUUGUAAAGCUUGCUGUUGCUACUCAGUGUUGUAUUCCACAAAGUUUCAACAUUUUCCUAAGCUUCCAACUUAUCAGUAACAUCUGCCACAUGUUUUGUGACAUUUAGUACGAACACAAUUCUGAAUCUUUCAGCUUAUAAUAAAGUUGUUGAUAAUGUUAA
This is a messenger RNA of Micropterus dolomieu (smallmouth bass), 764 nucleotides long. RefSeq names its product short transmembrane mitochondrial protein 1 (gene stmp1). The transcript is spliced from 3 exons. The coding region runs from base 148 to 288 and encodes 46 amino acids. The record is from RefSeq and is a predicted model, not a curated record. Lineage: Eukaryota; Metazoa; Chordata; Actinopteri; Centrarchiformes; Centrarchidae.